This is a messenger RNA of Botrytis deweyae, 522 nucleotides long. RefSeq lists its product as uncharacterized. NCBI's taxonomy places the organism in Eukaryota, Fungi, Ascomycota, Leotiomycetes, Helotiales, Sclerotiniaceae. The record is from RefSeq and is a predicted model, not a curated record. The coding region runs from base 1 to 522 and encodes 173 amino acids. The transcript is spliced from 3 exons.
AUGGCGGAUCUUUUAACUCCUAUGGAUGAGGCAAAAACGAUUGGCAAAAUAAGUUAUGACACCACAGGACAAUUGCUAUCAUUGAUAGGCGAACGAUCUCGCUACACCUUCGGAUGUACAGGCCUUGCGAAAAAGUACGGCCGACCUAUAGGAAAAUUUUCAUCUGUCGAUCAUCGAAUAUUGGGCAAUGAAGGAAAAAGCGGAUUAACCCCUCGAGAGUGUUGUUCAAAACCUCACGAAAGUAAAAAGGGGAGCAACUGGAAACGAGAUUUUGAUGAACUGGAAAGAUAUCAAAGAAAGAGAUUGAACGGUUUCACAGAAUUCGAUCUCCACAACAUGAAUUGCUUGGCAGCUUUGGAAACAGAUAUUUUUCUUCAUACUCUGCGGAACCCUAUUCAUCCUUGUUUCGAAAAAGGUAAAUGGGUGUCAGAAAUUGACAUGCCGAAGCAUAAGGGAGCAAUACCAAUUCUCGGGGCCAAAAAAGGUUUUUGGAUGGCUAAGAUAAUGGUGCUCUCUCACUAG